ACACAUUCCAUAUUAUGCCAUGGAAGUGGUUUUUGUGUCUGAGCAUUGUAUUUUCAUCUGUUCCUAAGAGACUGAAUGCCACGCAGUUUCAUAUUAAUGACGUACAUUAAUAACAUGGAUAUGGAGAAAUGUUGGAUACGAGUCGUCGGCUAUGGCCAGUAACAAAUACCAGAAACAAUAUUGUGACUAUAACGUGAUGUAGGCGAUUUUUUUUUUUUUUUUAAACAGGCUCAUGUCACCACAAUCAGCAAUUUUUAGUUUCACAUUCGUUGGCUUCGCCUAGCCGAAGCCUCUUACGUGUAUCGAAUAUUUCGCCAGACCAAAUAACAUUACAGUAACAGCUGCAUCAUCCCUAUGUUUAUGACUGAUUGAGUGAUACAUACUUAUACAGAGUUUCUAGUUAACAUACGAAUGACGAUAUUUUGAUUGCCGUGGUACGUAGCAUUGAAAUGAGGCUCAUACAUGCUUCAUGUAUUUGCAACAAACAAAAAAUCCAUGAAGAAAUUCCAGGAAGAAGAAGCAUUUCAGAGAAUGAAUUUUUUAUACCAGGCAGCAGCUUCUCUUCUGUUAAAGGAUCCAAACCAUUUUGACAUAGCUACCCAUUAUGGAGCUAUUAUGAGGAGCAUAUCAAAGAAAUCAGUUCUUCGUAUGGAUAUCAGCUUGAAACGCAGCAUUUGCAAGGGAUGUUCGAUACAGCUCAUCCCAGGCGUGACUGCUAAAGUCCGUAUAAAAAAUAGACCAUCGCCAUGUGUGCUAUGGACAUGUACCAUCUGCAAUACUUCAAAGAGGUAUCAUAAUAAGAAGGGAUAUCUUACAUGGACUGGAAGACCAGAGUCAGUUGCCAACGAUUGAAAUGGUACAAUGUUUUCCUGACCUUUGACUCUUGUUUACUUGCAACAAUACUGGAACUGGUUGACAUCACCAAUUGUUUGUAAUUUAUUGUCUUUAUUAUUUGUACAAAACAUGAGACUGUCUUUAGAAAAAUAGUUGUAAAAGUAGCACUGAGCCAGCCACAAUGUAAAUCAGAUGAAGAUCACUGCAAACUUUGAGAAAUUUGUAGUGUCAAAAUUUAAAAGAAGUGAAUGGUUUAUAAGAAAUAUCACAAAAAAUUAGUGAAUAAACCUUUGAUUUUAGAAACUUGA
Messenger RNA from Schistocerca piceifrons (Central American locust), 1142 nucleotides. RefSeq names its product ribonuclease P protein subunit p21 (gene Rpp21). The record is from RefSeq and is a predicted model, not a curated record. Gene Ontology annotation, biological process: tRNA 5'-leader removal. Gene Ontology annotation, cellular component: nucleolar ribonuclease P complex. Lineage: Eukaryota; Metazoa; Arthropoda; Insecta; Orthoptera; Acrididae. The transcript has 4 exons. Bases 463 to 852 code for a protein of 129 amino acids.